AUGACAGCGGCAACCUUGAACCAGGCCCCGUCUGGCCCGGACCCGCUGUACCAGCCGGAUUACUACCAGAGCAUGAUGGAGUUCAGGGAGCAGACGCUCGUGCGGCUGCAGAGAUUCCUGCAGCAGCGCUUCUUCUCUAUCAGGGACUACCUCACCGACCCCCGCAAGUUCCAGGCCGCGCUGGAGUGCCUCUCGUUCUGCGACUACUCCCUGGCGAUCAAGUGCGGCGUCCACAUGACACUCUGCGGCGGCACCAUCUGCAAGCUGGGCACCAAGAAGCAUCACGACGCCUUCCUGCCCGGCAUCGACUCGCUGGCGCUGCCGGGCUGCUUCGGCAUGACUGAGCUGGGGCACGGCAGCAACGUCAUGGGGAUCGAGACCACGGCGCACUACGACCCGUCCACGGGCGAGUUCGUCAUCAACACCCCCAAUAACGAGGCCUCCAAGUUCUGGAUCGGCGGCAGCGGCCAGCACGGCAAGCUGUGCGUCGUCUUUGCGCAGCUGACCGUCGCCGGCAAGUGGGAGGGGCCGCACGUGUUUGCGGUGCGCAUCCGCGACGACCGCGGCGCCGUGAUGCCCGGCGUGAGGAUCAAGGACAUGGGGCCCAAGAUGGGGCUGAACGGCGUGGACAAUGGCCAGAUGUGGUUUGACCACGUGCGGGUGCCCAGGUGA
This is a messenger RNA of Monoraphidium neglectum, 672 nucleotides long. Its product is annotated as acyl-CoA oxidase. The transcript has 6 exons. Gene Ontology annotation, molecular function: fatty acid binding; FAD binding; acyl-CoA oxidase activity. Bases 1 to 672 code for a protein of 223 amino acids. Gene Ontology annotation, biological process: lipid homeostasis; fatty acid beta-oxidation using acyl-CoA oxidase. The record is from RefSeq and is a predicted model, not a curated record. Lineage: Eukaryota; Viridiplantae; Chlorophyta; Chlorophyceae; Sphaeropleales; Selenastraceae. Gene Ontology annotation, cellular component: peroxisome.